AUGUCGUCGACGGUGACGGUGAUAGAGCCGUCCAGAUGGAAGAAUCUUCCACCGCCCCCAGGAUUCGGUGUGUCGAGUACUUCGUCUAAGGCUACAAGCAAGGCGCCGGCAUCUACAACAGCAUCAUAUGAAACACUGAAGAGCAAGCGGGCAUGGGACUUUGCUAUUUCUCCUGCAAAGUCGCUCCCAAUGCAGGGGUUCAUGCUCUACAUGUCUGGGGGCGGUGUCCAAAUAUUCAGUAUGGGGAUUGUAUUCAUGUUGCUCAGUAGCCCUUUCAAGAAUCUCGCGGGAAUCAACACUGGUUAG
Fibroporia radiculosa is the source of this 306-nucleotide messenger RNA. RefSeq lists its product as uncharacterized. Gene Ontology annotation, biological process: protein folding in endoplasmic reticulum. The transcript has 3 exons. Gene Ontology annotation, cellular component: EMC complex. Lineage: Eukaryota; Fungi; Basidiomycota; Agaricomycetes; Polyporales; Fibroporiaceae. The record is from RefSeq and is a predicted model, not a curated record. Bases 1 to 306 code for a protein of 101 amino acids.